Messenger RNA from Ostrea edulis (European flat oyster), 8818 nucleotides. Its product is annotated as NFX1-type zinc finger-containing protein 1-like. Gene Ontology annotation, molecular function: zinc ion binding; helicase activity. Gene Ontology annotation, biological process: regulatory ncRNA-mediated heterochromatin formation. Bases 205 to 6426 code for a protein of 2073 amino acids. Gene Ontology annotation, cellular component: nucleus; nuclear RNA-directed RNA polymerase complex. The transcript is spliced from 4 exons. The record is from RefSeq and is a predicted model, not a curated record. Lineage: Eukaryota; Metazoa; Mollusca; Bivalvia; Ostreida; Ostreidae.
AGAGUUGUCGUUCGUACUUCACGAUAGCCUGUUGGAGAUUCGAUUCGUAGAAAAUAAAACGAAACAAGAAAACUGUCGACUUAGGGAAAUUAUUUCUAGUAAAGAAGAAUGUACUAUACCACCUUGUCGGUUAAACACAGGGACGAGAUGUAGCGGUGUGUUGUAGAGUCCAGACAGUGACUGGUUGUUCACAUACCGUGAGGAAUGGCAUACAAUGUACCAAGAGAAAUUUUAGUUCAAAAAUCUUCGAAGUCAAGUUCACCACAAGAAUGCUUAAAAUACAUCGCUUCUAUUCUCCCGACCCUGGAGAAUUACAUUCAGAGAAGUGUAUCCGGACCUCCAGCGUGCUCGGAAGAGGAUGUUUGUAUAAUGAAAACAAUUUUCAAAGCCUUGAACUGUCCAUCAGACCGCGAAUUAAUUGUGGAGGUGCUGAACGUAUUCAGAGAGACCCAGGCAGUUGACUAUUUGAUAAGACUGCUGAGCACGUUAGAGGGGGACUCCUGUACAGAAGAAAGCAUGGACAUCAUCACUACCGUAGUGGAAAUACUGGAUCAACUACAAUCGUGUAUGCCCAGUUCCUCACUGCAGUUACAAGGCUUGCUCUUUGUCCUGGAAGACACAGCCGAGAAGAUCAAAUCAUCCAAAAAACUUAAACAGAGAAUUUCUUCCAUAAAAGAUACUAUACAUAGGUCGAUAAAUGCCCAGAAACGGAAAAUUGUUGCAACGGAAAAUGUUGAUAGGCGCAAACCGCCCGGGGACUUUAGGAGAAUACCCAUAUAUCCGAGAAGAGACGAUAUAUUUCCCGAACAGAAACCUUUCCUGCGAAAAGUGAUCACAGAUGGUCGCUAUGAUGAUUUAGAGCACUAUUUGGACGUCCAGUUUAGACUCUUUAGAGAAGAUUGUAUAGCCCAACUCAGAAUGGGUGUACAAGAGUACAGACAAGAAUAUGAAGACGGAAACCACCCUAGGCGUCUUGAAAAUGCCCGGAUUUAUGAUGAUGUUAGAAUUUUAUUUAGGGAAACGUCUUUGGAUGGAAUCCUACAUGUCGCACAGCUUUCAAAGAAAACUUAUGAAAAUAUUGACUGGAGCAGUACAAAGAGACUUAUUCAUGGCACUCUUGUUUGCCUGUCAUUUGAUCAUUUUGAAACAUUUGCAUUUGCAACCAUAUUUGCGGCAGAAUCGGACAUUUUAAGAGUCCGAGGAAUAUUCAAAAUUAAGAUUGUCUCAGAAAGUAUUGCAUUAAAAGGGAACAUAUUGGGAUGUCUGUGUAAGAUAAUAGAAAGUACAGCUCUUUUUGAAGCCUAUAAAUAUGGGUUAGAAAAGCUAAAAAACACAAGACCAGGACAACUGGCUUUUGAGAAAUAUUUUGUGAGGUGCGAGACAAACAUUGGAAAAGCGGACUACAUGGAAAAGGAUCAAAUGUAUGACCUGUCACCAAUCAUCAACAACUGUCCGGUAAAAAUCGGCAAUGUACACCGACAUCAAGAAUUCAAACGAUUGUCGGACACAACCAACUGGCCCUCUACUGAUGAACUUCACAUGAAUCCCUCUCAGUAUGAGGCGUUUAAAUCUGCGUUAACAAAGGAAUUCUGUAUUAUUCAGGGCCCCCCAGGCACAGGGAAAUCUUAUCUAGGACUUCAAAUUGUCAAAACUUUACUGGCAAACACUUCCUGCUGGUCUGCUGGUACAAUUAGUCCAAUAAUACUGGUUUGUUUCACCAACCACGCAUUGGACCAAUUUUUAGAAAAUAUAUUAUGUUCUGUUGAUCAAUCAUAUAGGGAUAAGAUUGUUCGAGUCGGCGGUCGGAGUAAAAUUGAAACUAUUGAAGCCAUUUCACUUAGGAAAAGGAGCGAGAGAACCUACAGAAAGAACAGGUUGAAUAAUUUACAUAUUCUACAGAAAGGGAUUUCCAAAUAUUCAGAAAUGAUAAAUCGAAUUCCUUUUACCAUUGUUGAUCAUGUCAACUUGGGAAUGCGCAUUGCACUACCGAGUGGACAGUUCUCGCUAAAGGAUGAAAAAUCGAUGUUCAGAUGGUUAAAUGUUGAUAAGAGGGGGAUCCUAGACUCGGCGGAAAGGAACGAGUGGAAUGGAAACAAUCUGAAUGUUUUGGAAUGUAUUAAGCAAGAAAAAGAGAUGCGCAGAAAUGUAUAUGAAGAUGCAUAUUAUGACCUUACAUCAAGCGUAGAACCGAGUGAAUUUCCUGAUUUGAGAAUUGAAGAAUCCCCAAAUGUGCAGUUUGGGAUGAAUAUUCUUGCGGUAUGGCGUAGUUUAUCGAACGAACGAAACACAGAUCUUCGAGACAAGAUUAAAUGCGAAAUUGACAAUAUCCUAGGAGAGAUGAAUUCAGGCGAUGACAUUUCUGAUAUUGAGGCUGCACUGUACGAAGACCAGAAUUUGUGGAACCUUUCCAUUCCGAACAGAUGGAAAUUAUACAGACACUGGAAAAAUAAAUUUUGCAGAAGUAUAAUGACCAAAAUUGAGAUAUUUAAAGCAUAUCAGGAUGAUAUACUAGAAGAUUACAAAGACGAAAAAUUUAUAAAUGAAUUCAGGGUUCUUAAUAGGGCUUCCCUUAUUGCGAUGACCACAACAGGAGCUGCAAAGUACCAUAUGAUGUUACAACUACUUCAACCUCGCAUUACAAUAAUUGACGAAGCAGCAGAAGUGUUAGAGGCACACAUUUUGGCUUCACUCACGUCCUCGUGUCAACAUUUAAUACUCAUAGGCGAUCACAAGCAGCUUGAGCCAAAGCCUGCAGUUUACGAACUUGCUCAGAAGUAUCACAUGUCUCUAUCAUUCUUUGAAAGGAUGAUUCGUAAUGGAGUACCCUAUCACUGUUUGUUGAAACAACAUAGAAUGAGGCCAGAUAUUUCCAUAUUAGUGAAGGAAAUUUAUCCAGGUCUCCAUGAUGCUGAAAACGUGGGAAAAUAUGAACAUGUUGGUGGAGUAGAAAAAGACAUUUUCUUCUUGAAUCACGAUUUCAAAGAAAUCUAUCAAGACGAGGGGAGAAGUUAUGUAAAUGUGUUUGAAGCUGAAUUCACUACACGUAUGUGCGAGUAUUUACUUUACCAGGGCUACGAGGCUUCUCAAAUUACAAUACUGACACCAUAUUCAGGGCAGGUGCGAUGUCUGUCCAAAUUUGUGAACACUAAAAUGAGAGAUGUACGAAUCAGCAUAGUCGACAACUACCAAGGGGAGGAAAAUGACAUUGUUUUAUUGUCCAUGGUUAGAAGUAAUGAUACUGGGAAAUUAGGGUUUUUGGAUAAGGAGAAUAGAGUGUGUGUUGCUUUGUCAAGGGCAAGGAUAGGUCUGUUUGUAGUUGGAAAUUUUGAUAUGAUGUGCACGUAUGCGAAGAAAACGCAAUUUUGGAACACUGUAGUUAAAACUCUAAAAGAGAAAGGCUGUUUUGGAACAGAACUUUCUCUUUUUUGUCAGAAUCACCCGAAGCGUCAAAUUCAAGCGAAAAAUGCAUCCGACUUUGAUAGUUGUCCAGAAGGAGGGUGUCAGGUCAAGUGUGAUGCCAGACUACUAUGCGGACACGCUUGCAGAAGAUUCUGCCAUCCAGAAGACCAAAACCACAAGUCAUACAUCUGCUAUGUACAGUGUCUUUCUACAUGUUCUUCUGGACACACUUGUGACCAACUUUGUCAUUUUCCAGACCCAUGUAAUUGUAAAGUAUUUGUGCCUAAAGCGUUUAAAUGUGGGCAUGUCAACGAAAUAGAAUGCUAUCGGGACCCCAACGAAGAACAAUGUGAUAAGAUUAUUACGAAGCAUUUCAGAAACUGUGGACAUAGUAUAGAAAUUCCUUGUCAUGCCCCAGUAAAUAACUAUACGUGUGAAGAAAUAGUUGAACGUAAACUCUUAUGUGGACACACAGCCAGAGUUCAGUGUCACACAAAAUUUUCAAGAGUAGAGUGUUCCGAGCUUAUGGAAAAGAUAUGGUCAUGCGGCCAUUCAGCCCAAAUACAAUGCAGGAAUUUCAAUUUAGCACGUUGUCAAGAAGAAGUUGUUAGAAUGCUCGAGUGUGGUCAUGAAAAUUGGAUGAAAUGUCAUGUGGAUCCCGAAUAUUUCGACUGUAAGCAUAUCGUUGAAAAAUUCUUUUUGAAAUGUGGACAUGCAAAACAAGUUCCAUGUCAUCAAGAUGUAGAAAAAGAGUUAUGCACCGAAGUUUUGGUUUUGAAACGAGAAUGUGGACAUGAAGAUAAGUGUCUGUGUUCUGAAAUGAAAACAAACAGAAAGAAGAAAUGUGAACAUAUAUGUGGUCGAACAUGUGAAAGGGACCACAAAUGUAGAAGACCAUGUCACUUUCCAGAGGACUGUAACUGUAGACAAUCAGUACAAAAACAAAUUCCCGAGUGUGGACACUUUGCUACUGUGGAUUGCUUUCAAGACCCCAAUGAAUUUCCAUGCACUGAAUUAAUCUGCAAAGAGGUUCCUUCAUGUGGUCACCUUGUGGAGGUAGAAUGCUCCAACACAAUGGAGAACUUCAAAUGCGUGGAAGAAAUUGAAAAAUAUCGAGAAAUGUGUGGUCAUUAUACAAUUACAGAAUGUUAUAAAGACCCCGAGUCAUCUUUCUGUACUGCAUUAGUUUCAAAAAGACUAGGUUGUGGCCAUGAUUGCAAGGUAAUGUGUGGGGAAGAAUUUUUUGAAAUUCAAUGCAUGGAGAAUGUAACCAAAUCUGUUCCGUGUGGACAUGAAAUCAAGGUGGUUUGCUAUGAUAAAGACCGAGAAAAUCUUCUUUGUUCGACAAAAUUAGAAUAUAUUCUAGAAUGUGGACAUUUCAUUACGAUUUGUUGUUAUGAGUAUCAAAUGGAUGAAAUUCGUGACAAUAUAAAGUGCAGUUCUUUUGUUGAAACAGAAUUGUCUUGUGGCCAUUUCAGUACUGUGCCCUGUAGCUUGUCACAUACUAAACAAAUAUGUUCUUCUUUGUGCGAAAGUACACUAUCCUGUGGGCAUGCAUGCACAGCUUCCUGUGAAACUUGUCAGAAACGUGGUUAUCACGAAAGAUGCACACAGUGUUGUAACAUGCAGUUGCUUUGUGGUCACAAAUGUAAUAGUGAAUUGUGCGAGAGUUGUGAAGUCUGUAACAGAGAAUGCGAACAAUUUUGUGACCAUAAACGUUGUGGAAAACGUUGUUUUGAAAUUUGCGAUUUGUGCAUAUUACCAUGCAGCUGGAAAUGUCCUCAUUAUCAAUGUUCGUUACUAUGCCAUGAAAUCUGUGACCGACCUCGCUGCUCUUUGCCGUGCCCAAAGAAGUUAAAGUGCCAUCAUAAGUGCCUAGGUUUUUGCGGUGAACCCUGCCCACCGCAUUGCUCUCAAUGUGAUUCAUAUAUAUUGGAAGAAACAGUUAUCAAACUAGAAGGGAAAUCAUGCUUAGUGUACCUCCCAGAUUGCAAACAUUUCUUCGAAUCAAGUGUACUAGAUGAUUUCAUAACUCAAAUGAAACCACACGAAUCCCUGAAAUGUCUCUCCUGUCCAAAAUGUAGCACACCGAUCACAUGGCAUCCGAGGUACAAUAAAGUCAUAAAACUACAAAGGAAAAGAAUCAACUUAUCAAAAGCCAUCACUGUAUACCUAACAGAAUCCAAAUCUUGGGAAUUUCUUCCAUUAUUUUGUCCAAGCCUUUUGACAUGUCAGGAAUAUAUCGAAAACUGUAGGCAAUAUUCAUUCUCAGUGGGUGGGAGUGUGUCGGAGAACUGUAUGACUGCACUCAUUGAUCAAGUUUCUGAUCACAUUGACACAAUACGGAAUGCAAUGAGACCAUCAUUUGAUCAGUAUAAAUCAGUUUAUGAUGCCAUUCGCAGAAUAUCACAACAGUGGCAGAUGAUUAUAGAAGAAGACAAUCCACAUACCGAAAGAACAAACGAAUAUGACAGCUUCGUUGAGGAGUAUUGCAACCAGAAUCAGGAAUCCAGUGAUGUCGUUAAUGUGGGCCAUAAUUCGGCAUUGAUGGAUAGAGCAUCUUCUUUACCAAAUAUUACAUUAAUGGCGGAUCCACAUAUGGAAAAUUGGAAAGUGUGCAAGGAAGGGCACCCGUAUUGCUCUAUAUCGAAUCACGGCAUCUGCGUUAUUUGUGAUAAAGAGGAGGAUAUUCGGUAUGGCAAAAGGCUUAGGGAGUAUUUAUCCUCUAUUUCUACAAUAGACCUUAUUGCAGAAUGUAAAAUACCAACAAGGAAAUCUAAAGAAAGGGGCUUGGGCAUGGAAAGUAUGGGUGCACUAUCAAAAGAUGAUAAACCGGUGUAUGAUGUGGAAAGCACAGGUGCACGACCUAAAGACUUGCAAAGAAAUGUACCAGGGGGCCAGGGUGAUAGAAAACCUGAGGCUAAACCAGAAAGUGCUAAACCUAGAAAGGGGGAAAAGUCUAGAGAAAAAACAGUGCCAAAAUGGAAAAAGAAACCGUCGAAAAAGUGGUGGGAGGAAAAACUGUAAAUUCCACUUUUGCAUUAAUAGUGAUUUAUUUUCAGCAUAUUAGCGAUGCAUGUUUUUAUAACAAGCAUGCUCAUUUUAUGUGACGGGCGAGACUGUCUCACAUUUUUUAAUAUGAAAUUUACAGCAACAAAAUAUAUUGGCUACUGUAGACAAAACAUUAAUUCCCAGUAAUGCCAAUGGUUUUUAUGUUCCAAAAUCGAAGAUUGAGGUCGAGGGGAUGCGGUGGUAACAUUGUUUUUGUUGUGUCCAUAUGUAUGCAACAUUUUAACCUUAGAACUUUUGAACCGUAAGAAGCUGCAUAAAUCUGGGUUCGAACCGUGUUUGCUGUCAAAGAAAUGUAAAAUUUACACGCUACCAAUUUUGAUACACCUGAUGCGCAUUUCGACAAAUGUCUCUUCAGUGAUGCUGAAGCCGAAAUUUUGGAAAUCCGAAAUAACAAUAAACUUGUAAGAGCCAUAAGGAAAAGGAAUAUAGAUUUCUCGUUUCUUAGUAAUAUCUCGAGAAGCCUUUGAACCUGGAUACUCAUAUUUUUACCAUAUUCUUACCUUAUUUGUGAACUUUGGGAUUACGAAUUCAUAGAUGUUGCCGUUUGCUAAAAAAUAGAUAUUUGGUUUCUCAACGUUAACUUGAUAAUUCUUUGGACUUAGGUGUUCAUAUUUGCACUAUGGGUUGGUCUGUUUUAAAGAUCGAGUCCUCUGUAACUAAAAUAUGCAUGAGAAGCACCUUGAAUUGGAUAUUCAUAUUGAUAUUUGCACUAUUGGUUGUUGUAAUGAAAAUUUUGUCUGGGAUUUUCGAGGUCUAAUUGCGUUUAGCCUCUGUUGCAAAAAAUAUACAUAUUUGCUUGCUCAGCAAUGACUUGAGAGGGCUGUUCAUAUAUCACCAUUAGUUUCAAUGAAAAGGUAUCAAGAAUACAAAUACGUGGCCUUUGUUACUAAAUAGAUAUUCGUUUCUCGGCAAUAGCUCGAGUUGGUAUAGGCUUGUAAAGGGAGAAAACGCCGUACAAUUUCAGAAAAUUGGUUUUGCACAUACAUGUGUAACCAACAGGAUAUGUCAGAUAAGUCUCAAAGUCCAAAGGUAGGGGAUUCUGGUAUGACGCGUGCGUGUGGAGUUACGAGAUUGAUCAUCAUCAGAUAACGAACAGUGGUCAAUCUCGUAACUCCCACAAUGAAUACAAAAUAAAGAGUUGAGCAAACACGGACCCCUGGAUAUACCAGAGGUGGGAUCAGGUGCCUAGGAGGAGUAAGCAUACCCUGUCGACCGUUCACACCCACCCUGAGCGCUAUGCCUUGAUCAGGUAAACGGAAUAAUCCGUCGUCAAAAUCAGAGUGCUAAGAACAAAAUACAACGUAAAUCAUGUGUCAUAUACUUAAUAGGAGUUUUUGUGGAUAGUGUAUUUUCUGGUGGAACAAAUCGUUGAUGGUAUUAUUAAAAAAACAAAUCAACGCCUGAUAUUUUUAUACAGGAACAAAUCAUGCCUGUCUCUUCUGUCCAUGAAAACGUUUUGUAAUGCUUUAAUUCAGUGUCCUAUUGACUGGUACGAAGGCUUGACAAUUAAGCUUAAAACAAACUACAGGUUAUCUAAAACAAGGUUAUUAGAUUUAAUUCAGAUUUUCUCCCCGAAGUAGUAUCAAUGCCACAGUAUUUGAAGAACUGGGGUACAUGUAUUUGAACAUUCGAAAUAGAGAAAAAACAAUUUCGACUGAAUCACGUCUUUGAUAUUUUUCAUGAUAGUGUCCAGAUUAUUUUUAGAAGAAACUUACUCUUCCAAUUACAUCGAGUAAGUUAAAUUUCUUUGUAGCAAGGGUUGAGAAAAUGGAAUUCGAAACUUUCUAUUAUAACGGCAUCAAUGAUUGGAACUCUCUUCCUGAUCAAAUCAAAUGUAUAAACAAUAAAAUUUCAAAUCAGAAGUUUGAAAAAAUAUUUACUCAAUGAAAUGAAGAAAAUGUCAGAUGGUGACUAUUUGUAUUAUUGACCUCGGUACAUACAAUAGUUAUUAUUUAUGGUUCUGCAUUCAAGAAAUUAUCAGUACUGUUGUCUUUAAGUUCGGAUUAAAACAUUACAAGGUUUUUCACUUUGAAUGUCUUUCAUCCUUUUUUCGUCUUCUCAAUAAUCACUCUCUUUGUUGUUAUUAUAAUGUAUUGUGUGUGUCAUUUCAUAAGAUUAAAAGGACCCCUUGAAAAUGAGCCAAGUGGCUUCCAUGGGUGAUCUUUGUCAUAGGCCUAUACAUGUACGUUAUAUCCAUCAUAUUUAAAAAUUCAAAUAGUUAAAAUCAUUUUCCUUUGUACAUUAUGUAUUGUACAAUAUCUCUCGUUUUAAAUGCAUGUCUCUCUGUAAUAUUUUCUUGUAUAUACAUGUAUACCUAUUCUAAAAUAAACAAUGGAGAAAAUUCGAA